This is a messenger RNA of Orycteropus afer afer, 1212 nucleotides long. It is a transcript of the gene GJD4, whose product is annotated as gap junction protein delta 4. The transcript has 2 exons. Lineage: Eukaryota; Metazoa; Chordata; Mammalia; Tubulidentata; Orycteropodidae. Gene Ontology annotation, biological process: cell communication. The coding region runs from base 1 to 1212 and encodes 403 amino acids. The record is from RefSeq and is a predicted model, not a curated record. Gene Ontology annotation, cellular component: connexin complex.
AUGGAACAUUUGGACCUGCUGGGGUUCCUAAUCAUCACGUUAAAUUACAAUGUGACUAUUGUGGGAAAGAUCUGGCUUAUCUUCAUGAUACUGUUGAGGAUGAUGGUGAUCAUUUUGGCAGGGUACCCCAUCUACCAAGACGAGCAGGAAAGGUUUGUUUGCAAUACUCUGCAGCCAGGAUGUUCUAAUGUUUGCUAUGACAUCUUCUCCCCUGUGUCCCACUUUCGGUUCUGGCUGAUUCAGAGCAUGUCUGUCCUCCUCCCUUACGCUGUCUUCAGCGUCUAUGUGCUCCAUAAAGGAGCCAUGCACGCCGCGGUUGGACGCUGCCGGUCAGAGGGCCGCCAAGGGGGCCAAAACCCAUCAGACCUGCCCACCGCGGAGAGGUACCAUUCACAGCCCUCCAAAGAGGGACACAACCUGAAUAUCCCAGACUUCUCCUCUGGCUACAUAGCCCACCUCUUUCUUCGCACUGUGGUUGAGGCAGCUUUUGGGGCCUUACACUAUCUUCUCUUUGGAUUCAUGGUUCCAAAGAGAUUCUCUUGCUCCCACUCUCCUUGCACCAGCGUGGUGGAUUGUUAUAUCUCUCGACCUACAGAAAAGUCCAUUAUGAUGCUUUUCAUCUGGGGUGUCAGCGCCCUCUCCUUCCUCCUCAGUGUCAUUGACCUGAUGUGCAGCGUGAGGAGAAGGAUGGGGCAGAGAAGAUCUAAGCGGAUGGCCAGGAGUUCCUCCCGCAGGAGAGAGUGCGAAGUCUUGCAGUCUCCCCCUGGCCAUGCUGAGGACUGCGUGGCCUCUCGGAGCCUGGUGAGAAGGCCGAGUCACAUCAGUGAUCAUGGUGUGUGGGAAGGAGAGGAGGUGCCUACUCACCCAGGCAUGUGGGCUGGAGAGGAGGGCACCAGGACCAACUUCAACAGCCCCAGUGAGAGGUCGGCUGUAUCGGGAACUUUGGAGAUUCCAGAUGAAGAUGAGAGUGUGAUGAUGUCCUCAGCCAGUGAGAAGCUGCCCAGGGCUCAUCAAGAGCCCCAGGGUGGGCUCCACAGAGAGGCCACCCAGGUCCCAAGGAGAGAGGGCCAUGCUAACUGGGGAGAGCUCCCCUCAGCCCACCGAAGCAGGCUUGUCGGGCACUAUUCAUCCACUGAGCUACAGCCCCUUGACCGGCUGGCAAACUCGGGCAGUGCUACCCACUUGAGAACCAAAAGGUCUGAAUGGGUGUAA